Messenger RNA from Annulohypoxylon truncatum, 2010 nucleotides. RefSeq lists its product as uncharacterized. The transcript has 3 exons. Lineage: Eukaryota; Fungi; Ascomycota; Sordariomycetes; Xylariales; Hypoxylaceae. The record is from RefSeq and is a predicted model, not a curated record. The coding region runs from base 1 to 2010 and encodes 669 amino acids.
AUGUUCGCUAUCAGAUUAAACCAGCCAGUUGGCUGGAUCUUGUCCUUGUUCAUACUUGCCGUUGGCGCACAAUCUAACUGCAACCAUGACGAUUGUUAUAAUGCGCUCUUCCCUUGCGAGUUUCCCCUUGCUAUCUCGCAGGCCAUGAAUUAUUGCUCGACUGUGGGACACUAUGGCGCCACGGACUUCCCAGCGCAAGCAACGGCUGCUUGUGGUAAUACUAAUAGGAGAGCUUACCUUUCGGCUUGCGCUUGUGGCCCUGCUUGCCCUACCCCUUUACCUAAUUCCACGUUUUCGACCAGUACAGUAUCAAUUCCCAUUACACUCACCAGCUCGACAUUUUCAACCAGUAUUGUAUCAGUUCCUAUUACUCUCACCAACUCGACAUUUUCAACCAGUCCCGUAUCAGUUCCCAUUACCCUCACCAGCCCAACGAUUUCUAGUAGUGAAAUAUCAUUUACAGUCACGAUCACUAGUUCAAUAGUUUCCACUAGUGAGAUAUCGAUCCCAAUUACGCCUCCCUCUACCACGACUUCAGGAGGCAGUGCCCAAUCAACACCCGGAUCAAGUGCGUCAGCAAGCAAUGUGUCCACCUCAGCCUCAUCGACAUCCAUCUCGACAACCUCAAGCACUGUUGAUCCCGACUCUUCGUCUUCACCUAUCUUUUCCUCAUCCACGGCCAAUGUCACAAGCACUACUACCGUUGGAGAUCCAGGGGUAACAAGCUCGAUCUCAGGCUCAUCCACGGGUUUGAACACAACAGCAUCCGCUACCACUUCGAUCACAGUCUUUAAUAUAACAACGUCGUCGACAGCUACUAUCACCUUUUCAGCUUCAGGAAAUCUCAGUUCGGCCACUUUGAAUGCCUCUAGCGCUUUCACGCCGACAACUUCGUGGCUGUCCGGAGGAUCGUCUUCGAUUCCGUUGUCGACAUCCGUAUCGAAUGGCCCCAGUCAGGCUAGCAGCUCAGUAUUGUCGGCUCCCAGUAGCUCGGCAUUCUGGACGAACACGACAUUUACCUCGGUAACAUUGACUACUAGUACGAGUCUUUUGGGUACGGGGUCAUCGGCGUUGACGGCUUCUUUCGCAAGCACAACUGGCGGUAACUUAACGACAUCGUUCGGGACCCCCUCAACUUCCUCAGCCCCGUUUUCCAAUUCGACUUCUACGGGACUUACUACUGGAAGCGUAUCUCUCUCAACUGAUACAUGUAUUGAAACCCUGACACCAACACCAACGCCAACAGAGGAUCCACCAUGCGACACUAGCGGAUCUUACCAAUAUGGUAAUUCGACGGCGUCUGGUUUCGUAUCGACCCCUUCCGGUGAAGAUUCCUCCACAUCAACUCCAAGUGCGCCGUCACUGCCAUCGCUAAGCAGCACAUAUGACGCAGCCAUAUCGGCAAGCCCAACACCAAGUUCACAACCAGGCCCGUUGACCGGCGUGCCAUUCCCGACACUGCAACCGUCAGUCAGCCCAUCGUUAUCUCAAGCAACACCCACGCCCUCCUGCGUAAGCACGGCUAGCACCGGCGCGAUCAAAAACGGCGACUUCGAGCUCGGACUCUCGCCCUGGAGCAUCGACCUCGUGGACAUCAUGUCGACGAGCUACGACGUAUCCACGCCGGGAGCCGACGGGUCCUGCGGCGCCUUCCACGUCUCCAUGGCGCGCAACAUGCAGACGGACGACCUGCGCUCGAACCUGCGGCUCGUGAGCCCGCUCAUCAUCCUGCCUCCGGUAGGGACUAACUGGACGGUGUCGUUCUGGACGCGCUUCGGCGCCGCGCACGAGGACUCGUUCCUCGAGCUGCGGGCCAACGAGGCCGUCGCGCACCGCGUCAACGCGACUGCGGACAUGGCGGACUGGACCCGGGUCGAGUUCCCGUACGAGCUGGAGAGCGGGAGCCGGAUGCUGCAGUUCGUUUUCUCGUUUGUGCUGGGCGAGGGGGCGGAGAGUAAUGAGAUUUGGGUUGAUAAGGUGGCUAUUGAUGUCCCGUCUACGACUUCGUAG